Messenger RNA from Catharus ustulatus (Swainson's thrush), 1560 nucleotides. Its product is annotated as endonuclease domain-containing 1 protein-like. Gene Ontology annotation, molecular function: hydrolase activity; nucleic acid binding; metal ion binding. NCBI's taxonomy places the organism in Eukaryota, Metazoa, Chordata, Aves, Passeriformes, Turdidae. The record is from RefSeq and is a predicted model, not a curated record. The transcript has 3 exons. Bases 120 to 950 code for a protein of 276 amino acids.
CACUCCUGAGGAUUCAAACAGUCCUUUCUCCAGGGAGAAGACUGAAGGAACUGUUCAGCUGCCUCUUCUGAGACUCUGCUUCAAGGGGAGCAAGAGCCCUUCACUGAAAUCCUCCCACCAUGCUGGGGCUGCUGCUGCUGCUGCAGGUGUUGGCGAGCUGCCUCUGGCUGGGACACAGCAAGGUGGUGCCAACCUUUAAAACUCCAUGUAGUCAGGUUUUCUAUAAGGAUACCCCACCAAGUGAUUCCCUGCGCCCCACGAACGCAGCCAGGAUCUGCCAGUUCUAUGGAAACAAGAAUCGUUUUUCCACCCUGUAUGACAGAACCAAUAGAAUUCCAGUGUACUCUGCUUACAUCUACCAGCCUGGAAAAGGAGGCAGAUCUGACUCAUGGUUUGUUGAGCCCCAGCUGAUCAACCAAAAGUAUGGCGCGGAUAUGGAUACAGAGGAUUCCAUCAAAAAAACCAAAGGGAUCAAUUCAGCAGAUAUUGGCAAGAAUCAGGCUAUUGAUCAAGACUACAGUGAUGCCCAGGGUCUGGACCGUGGUCACUUGUGUCCCAGUGGCCACCAAACUGGCGAUGGCAAGACGGCUACCUUCACCCUCACCAACAUAGUGCCCCAGUACAGCACACUCAACCAGGGUGCCUGGAAGCACUACGAGGACACAACGAUGGCCCAGAAAACCAAGGGCUGUGACAAAACCUAUGUCAUCACGGGUGCUGUACCUGGGAAGACCAAGGUCCCCAGUGGGAGGGUAAAUAUACCCAGCCACAUCUGGUCAGCUGCCUGCUGCCUGAAGGGCAACAAGCCCAUAAAGGCUUGGGGAGCCAUCGCUGAGAAUGAGAGGAACAAGAACCAUGUGAGGAACCUCGAGCUGUGGGACCUGGAGAACAGGUUGGCCGGGCUGUAUGGUGGGAGAGGGGUUACUCUGUUCAAAAAUUCCUGUGCCUAGGAAUAAGACUCGCAUCCUUGAUCGAAAAGGCUCAGGAGUUUUUCCCACAUAUCACAGAGUCACAGUAUCACAGAAUCACUGAAUGGGUUGGUUUUGAGGGGACCUUACAGCCUUCAAGAUCAUCUCAUUUUCACCUGCCUGCCAAGGACAGGGACACCUUCCUUGUUCCAAGCCCUCCCCAGCCUGGCCUUGAACACAUCCACGGAUGGGGCAGUCAGAACAGCUCUGGGUAACUUUUGCUCUAUAUACCACAGCCUGCUCCCAGCAAUUUGCUUCUUUAGAAUAUCCCAUCUAACUCUGCCCUCCAUCAGUGUGAAACCAUUCCCUCUUGUCCUGUCACUCCAUCCCCUUGUCCAAAGAGCCUCUCCAGCCCUCUUAGACAUCCUGUAGGUACUGGACUCUCUGGAGUCUCCUCCAGGCUGAACAUGCCCAGCUCUCUCAGCCUCUCUCCAGAGCAGACAGGCUCCAGCCCUCAGAGCACCUUCAUGGCCUGCACUGGACUCCACUCCAACAGCUUUGGAUCCUUCUGGAGCUGUGGGCCCCAGAGCUGGAGGCAGCACUGCAGCUGGGCUCUCAGCAGAGCAGAGCACAGGGGGACAAAUGUCCUGUG